Messenger RNA from Hippoglossus stenolepis (Pacific halibut), 2941 nucleotides. It is a transcript of the gene fam78ba, whose product is annotated as family with sequence similarity 78 member Ba. Bases 979 to 1833 code for a protein of 284 amino acids. The record is from RefSeq and is a predicted model, not a curated record. Lineage: Eukaryota; Metazoa; Chordata; Actinopteri; Pleuronectiformes; Pleuronectidae. The transcript is spliced from 3 exons.
CCGGGUGACGCCCCUCCCCUGCCUCCCUCCAGCAUCAGCACCUCCACAGCGAACAGGGCGACCCGCGGCCGGAGGAGGAUGCUCUCCGGACUGUGAUGCUCACAUCUUCCAGGGGGACGACUCACCCGACACACGGCCGGGUGCACGUCAAGGAUCGCUGCACGUUUUUGCCGCCUCGCUGCCUCCAUUCAUCACGCACCAUUCAUGCUUCCCCAAGAAUGGGAGCACACCGCGCGGGCAACAUUAAAAGCGGCAGCCUUUUGUAUCGCCCCUCCGUCUCUGCUGUAAGAGACCGGCCGCAGCGCGUCUGAUGCAGCGACUCUGCUGGAGCGUCUCCUCAUGUAGGUCAAAGUGAUGGAGAGCCCGCUUUUUGUGUUUUGAGGGCGCCGCGCGGAUGUCUGGCUGAGACCACACGAGGAGGAGAGCCGAGCAAACAAAAGGCAUCCAGCGGCCCCCACCAUCCCCACCCCCCACCCCGCCUCUGACGCACCUGGCUGCCCUGUCGCCACCUGACAUGACAGCGCGGAGCCGGGAGCAGAGCAGCAGGAUCGAGGGGCACCGACGUGCAGCCGGACGCGUGGACUCGACACGGAGCCGUGGAGCCUCCGGACGCCCCGCGGAGGAGCAGCAGCAGCAGCAGCAGCAGCAGCAGCAGCAGCAGCCCCGGGGAGGCCGGAUUGCAGUUUCUGGGGACGAGCGCCAAGGGCAGUGCGGCAGUCAGCAGGCAGACCGGGGGGAGGAGGCUGCGGAGAUCUGUGAUACUUCCCCCCCAGUCCCCCACUGCGCUCCCACUUCCAUACCAUCACAUCCUGACAAUAUGAUGGUGGAUGCCUCUAUGUUUGAUCAAUGGUGACUGUGAUACCCCUCCCCAUCAGUGUCUCUCCCUCACCCCCCCCACCUCUCCCAACUAUCAGUGAUGAUGGGUAUUUAAAAUAUUAGAUCUGCUCUUCAGGCAAGGGUGGAAUCCGGAGGGGACUGAUGUGCAUACUGGCCAGGUACCAUUUGCUCCCUUCUCUGGUUUUGCUCAUCCUGCUUGUCGCCUGCACCAUGGGCUGUAUUCAGAGCAUUGCAUGCAAGCCCCGCAUCAGGCGGGAGAACAUUGUGGUGUAUGAGGUGUCAGCCUCCAUAGACCAGUGUCCCACCAUCAUUGAGGAGAACUCCCCCAUUGUGCUCCGUUACAAGACGCCUUACUUCAGGGCCUCAGCGGGAGUUGUGAUGCCACCAGUGCCCCGCAAUGAAACCUGGGUGGUGGGCUGGAUCCAAGCCUGCACCCAGAUGGAGUUCUACAACACCUAUGGCGAUAUUGGGAUGUCCAGUUGGGAGUUACCUGAGCUGCGAGAGGGUCGAGUCAAGGCCAUCAGCGACUCAGAUGGCGUCAGCUACCCCUGGUACGGCAACACCACCGAGACGGUCACCCUCACCGGCCCCACGUCCAAACCGUCCCGUCUGACCGUCGGCAUGAAUGACAACUUCUACCCGAGUGUGACCUGGGCAGUCCCCAUCAGCAACAGCAACACGCCCAUGCUGACCCACAUCACGAGGGACCAGAGUUUCAUCACCUGGCUGGUAGCCAUGAACUCCGUCACCAAGGAGCGUAUUGUGUUGCAGACGGUGCGGUGGCGGAUGCGUGUGGACAUAGCUGUAGAUCCAGACAUGCCUCUGGGCUCCCGGGCCUCACUGAUGGGUCGUUCCUUCCAGGAGCAGCCACACAUCCUCAACUACCAGGAGCCCAUCCCUCCCAACGCGCUGGGGAGGCCCAACGCCAACGACGCCCAAGUGCUAAUGUGGAGGCCACGGAGAGGGGCUCCACUUGUAGUAAUACCGCCAAAAUAAGAGGGUCAAGAAGCUGCACAGACAAAAUAAAGUCUAAUUGUUCCCUUUUGCUGAAAAAUGAGGGUCGUGAAGUUUGAUUAAGUCUGUCAAAGAGGAGAGAACUGAUGGUUUCAGUGUGCUCAAGAUGCCAGCGGAUCAUUAUACCUGAGAGAUUUUAGUGGAACAUUGAAGCAAGCUGGAGUGGAUAUUACUGUUUGGAUCUGACACAGAAUGGUGUCAGGGGAAAAUGGGUCAGCAGUGAACUAGUGUCAGGGGCCUGGAGUUGCGCUGGGGCUUGUUUGGCCCCUGGCAAGUUUUGGACUGCUUUGAGAAGACUGUUUUUAGACGUACCGCGGAGGUAAUAGUCCACAACCAGAACUGCAUCCUGCAUCCUUAUGUAGAUCUUAUUGCAUGAGAGAUUGAGAGACAAAAAAAACCUGUCGUUGAGAAGUUUAAGAAUAGCAUUUGUUUUUUUACAACUUGGUACGUGAAGACAUUUUGAUUGAAAAGUCAGCCAAAAAACCCUGCGGCUGGUUAAACCUCGUCCAAUCAAGGCCUUCAGAACUCUCCAGAGUUACAGGAUGUAUUCAGAAAAUUUAAGAGACAAAAGUAUUAUAUUAUUAUAUAUGGAUCUUUUUAGGUUAAGAUUUCAGUCAUACAUCAAUCAGAUUGUAUUAAGAACACCCACCCCAGGUGAUCAAAUGUGCUGUAGUUGUCACUGGAGUUUUGCUAACACACCAAACUUAUGCACAGACAUGUUCCAGCCUCUGUAGUGCAGCUGAUUCUGUUGUAUUCAGGCGGGUGACAAAGCAUCAGAGAGAUGAGCUGGACCUGUUACCACUUUAAAUAAAUAAUGUCAGCUAUGCUCUAAAUAAGUGUGGUGUAAAUGACUUGGAAUAGUGCCAUACAGCAGAUUUAAAACAGGACGGUGGCGGCUGCCGCGGCCACAUCGUAUAUAUGUCACAGCUGGAACGGGGCCGAGCUGAACUCAGACCAAGGGCAGAUUUGAUGUGGCGAUCGGGUCAUGUUGCACUACAAAGUUACACCAAUCUUCCUACAAUCAGGGAAACUAAAUGUACUCUUCAAGUUGAUAGCUUCCUUGAUGUGGAAUUAAACAUGACUGAAUUUA